This is a messenger RNA of Mesocricetus auratus (golden hamster), 1154 nucleotides long. RefSeq lists its product as uncharacterized. The transcript has 4 exons. Lineage: Eukaryota; Metazoa; Chordata; Mammalia; Rodentia; Cricetidae. The record is from RefSeq and is a predicted model, not a curated record. Bases 1 to 1062 code for a protein of 353 amino acids.
AUGCUGGCGGGCCAGGGCGCGGGGCGCUCGGGGUUGCGGGAAGCUGUGCGUCCCGGGAUCUCCCGGUUGCUUUCGGCGAGACACCCGCAGCUGCUGGGACUCACAGGGCGCGGCGCGCGGCGGGGCAAAUCUGCGGCUGGCUGGCAGAGCCUCUCCGGCUCCCUCCCGGCGAGGGGAGGUGCUGCGGCGGGAGCCGCGCCGCCCGCGGGGAGGGGCGAGGCGGGAGGGACGCGCCGCACAGCCCGCCGCCCUCCCUGCCCUGCCGCCCUCGUGCCCUGGGCGCGCGCCGGGGCUCGCCCCUCCCCGGGCCCCAGCCGAUGGGGCAGCUCAGGGGCGGGGACGCCGCUCGCCAGGAAGGUCUACCGCGAGUGGCGCUCGCCCGGGGCUGCGAGAAAAGUUGCGAGCACAGCCUGGGAGAGGGCGAGCUGGAAAGUACUAAUAACAACCAAAUAUCUAACUUCCAACGUUCAGAAAUUACAAGUAACCAAUUACUUAGUCCUUUUAUUUCAACACAUAAUCAUCCAGAGAACUACAGUCUCUUUUAGGUGCCAAGAUUCCAGCUGGAGACAAGAUCAAGCCCUGCCUGAGAGACUUUAUAUCUCAGUGAAGGAGCAGAGCAGGGGUCUGAAGUGGCUCCUGAUAGCCAGUGUCACGGAAACCAUUGAACAACCUACCAACCCCAGCUGCAGUGUGGGGCCACAGGCACGGGUCUACUGCCAUGAAAAGGCCUGGGGAGAGGACACACGCAGCUGCUGUUACACAGUCAUCUCCAUCCCUGCUCGGUGGGAACCUGGUGGCUGUUGUGGCAAUGGAGGGAGAGCCAUGGUCAGGCAGUCUGGCCGGCUCGCUUCCAGUGGAAGAUGCACUUGCCCGUUUGAAGGCUUGAGCCUAUGUUGCUCUAAGGAAUUCAAAGAGACAGACGUUUCCAGGCCAGGCUCAUGGUUUCUGUGGCGACUGGGCUUCUGUAAACCCCAUCAGCUUGUGGUCCAGUCGCUCUCAGUCCAUUUCUUGUUCAGAGAGCCACAGCUAACAUCUGCUCUAGGCCUAGUCCCUAAGCUUUAGUUCUUUGCUUCCUCUACCCAUACCUUCCUCUCUGGUCUUUACAAAGGCCUCCUUAAGGCCAUCAGAAAUAAAACAGCUGUUUGGGAGGACAA